CACACCCUGUGCCCUGUGUUGCUGCCGGAUGCCUCAACUCCUACCAUGGCCGAAACCACCAAGCUUCAGCUGUUUGUGAAGGCCAGCGAAGACGGCGAGAGUGUAGGACACUGCCCUUCCUGUCAGCGGCUCUUCAUGGUCCUACUCCUCAAGGGUGUGCCCUUCACACUCACCACAGUGGACACACGAAGGGCACUGGAUGUGCUGAAGGACUUCGCGCCAGGCUCGCAGCUGCCCAUCUUGCUCUAUGAUGGGGAUGUCAAGACGGACACGCUGCAGAUCGAAGAGUUUCUGGAGGCGACGCUGAGGCCACCUGACUUCCCUAGCCUGGCACCUAGGUACCGGGAGUCCAACACAGCAGGAAACGACAUCUUCCACAAGUUUUCUGCCUUCAUCAAGAAUCCCGUGCCUACACAGGACAAUGCCCUGUGUCAGCAGCUGCUCCGGGCCCUGACCAGGCUGGACAGCUACCUGCGCACUCCACUAGACCAUGAACUGGCACAGGAACCAUGGCUUCGCGAGUCCCGGCGCCGAUUCCUGGAUGGUGACCAGUUCACACUGGCUGACUGCAGCCUGCUGCCCAAGCUGCACAUCGUGGAUACCGUGUGUGCACACUUCCGCCAGAUGCCCAUCCCCGAGGACCUGGGUGCUGUCCGCCGUUACCUGGACAGCGCGUUGCAGGAGAAGGAGUUCAAGUACACAUGUCCCCACAGUGCAGAGAUCCUGGCAGCUUACCGGCCCGCUGUGCACCCCCGUUAGCCCCCCAACUCCACACACUCCUCUGCGGCCUAUAAAGGCAUCUCUGCCCCCAAGUAAGCGUGUCCUGAACAUCCAAGUGGCCAGAGGCCCACAAUUACGCCAGCCCAACCCCACGGUGAGAAGCAUAGUUCAAAAUGACAGCCUAAAAUGACAGGGGCAGGAGAGUCCGGCAGGCAAGGCCCAGCUUAUCCUCCGGGGCUGGCUCAAAGGCCUGGGGCCCCCUACAGCUGCCUGGCACAGAGGCAGAGAUCUAGGGGACUGGAUUAGUCUCCCAAACCAGUCAGGCCAGAGCUGGGCGGGGUGCCCUGGAUGGCCAAGAAGGGUGGGGAGAAGAGCUCCAUGGGUUCAACCUCCGGGAUCUCAGCCAGGUGGGUGGGGGCAGGCCUACAUUCCUUAGCCCCACCACGGACUGCGGGUCAGCCCCAUCUCCUCCUAUGAGGGGCUUCCACCAUCUGAUGCUCUGUGGGCGCCUUCCAAACAUGCAUCUUCCCCAAGACAA
Messenger RNA from Myodes glareolus (Bank vole), 1258 nucleotides. RefSeq names its product CLIC family member 3 (gene Clic3). The record is from RefSeq and is a predicted model, not a curated record. NCBI's taxonomy places the organism in Eukaryota, Metazoa, Chordata, Mammalia, Rodentia, Cricetidae.